This is a messenger RNA of Chenopodium quinoa (quinoa), 1325 nucleotides long. Its product is annotated as probable mitochondrial adenine nucleotide transporter BTL1. The coding region runs from base 1 to 1071 and encodes 356 amino acids. Gene Ontology annotation, biological process: transmembrane transport. The transcript is spliced from 6 exons. NCBI's taxonomy places the organism in Eukaryota, Viridiplantae, Streptophyta, Magnoliopsida, Caryophyllales, Amaranthaceae. The record is from RefSeq and is a predicted model, not a curated record.
AUGAUCCAAAAAUCCCCAUCUUCUCAGAAUAACAAGCAGUUGGUAUUUGGGGAUGUCCAUGGAGCUGUUUUGCUUCCUAGAGAGAUGGAGCUUGAAAAAGCCCAGAAUUUGGACCUUAAAUUUCAAGUUCCUGACAUUGGCAAAGCGUUUCAGGAUUUUAUUGGAACCAGAGAAGUAGGUGAGUUUCUUAGUGGUGCUCUUGCAGGAGCAAUGACAAAGGCUGUUUUAGCACCGCUUGAAACUAUCAGGACAAGAAUGGUCGUUGGUGUUGGGUCUAGAAGUAUACCUGGAAGCUUUAUUGAGGUCGUUCAGCAGCACGGGUGGCAAGGUCUCUGGGCAGGAAAUACUAUUAACAUGCUGCGCAUAGUCCCUACUCAAGCAAUCGAGCUGGGAACAUUUGAGUGGGUCAAGCGAACAAUGACAUCGACCCAAGAGAAAUGGAUCCGCGAUGGAGAUCCUAAGCUUCAAUUUGGCGAUAUCACUUUGACCAUUCCUCUCUCAUGGCUGUCUCCAGUUGGCCUGGCAGGUGCUUCUGCUGGUAUUGCUGGCACACUUGCUUGCCAUCCUCUGGAAGUUGUUAAGGAUCGAUUGACUGUGAGACCUGAGGAUUACCCUAAUUUAACAGUUGCUCUUGGUAAAAUUUACAAAGAUGGAGGUGUUCGUGCCUUGUAUUCUGGUCUUGCUCCAACCCUUGUGGGGAUGCUCCCAUAUAGCACAUGCUAUUAUUUCAUGUAUGACAAGUUAAAGACGUCUUACUGUGUUGCAAAGGAUAAGAAAAGGCUGAACCGUGUUGAGAUGCUUUUGCUUGGAGCUGUUUCAGGUCUUACAGCAAGUACAAUUAGCUUUCCCCUUGAGGUUGCUCGGAAAAGGUUGAUGGUGGGAGCACUACAAGGCAAAUGCCCUCCAAAUAUGGCUGCAGCACUUGCAGAAGUAAUUCGGGAAGAAGGUGUAAUGGGGCUUUAUAGAGGUUGGGGAGCAAGUACUUUGAAAGUCAUGCCAAACUCAGGCAUCACCUGGAUGUUUUAUGAAGCCUGGAAAGACAUAUUACUACUUGAAAGACGCCAUUUAUAAGCAUCUUAAAAACCCUCGUCCCCUGUUUUAAGAGGAGAUGAUAUAUGAUAAUGUUCUUUUGCUUCAAUUAGAAUUUUGCUCAUUGGCCCUCUAUUACAACCAUAUUGAGAGGCUGUGUAUCAUUUAAAAGGAGAGAAAUCUAAUUAUCUAGGUUCUUUAGGAUUUAGGAGUUCGAAGCACAUCGACUGAGCUACUAAUCUUGUGUCGGCUUAAACUUUGUUAAUUAAUGAAGAAAUUCUGUGAAACUACUCUAA